UGUUAAUGGGAUAUAAUCCACAGCUACGCUAUUUAAAAAAAUGCCUUAUCGUGGUGUAGUAGACUAUUCUGAAUUAUUUCUGAACAUACAGCAGUAAUUAUAUAACUUUGGCAAAUGUAUUUACAUUUAUCAAUGGUGAUGCAGUUCCUUCAGAAACCUUCUCGCGAUUCUAUUAGGAAAUAAAUGACGAAGUGCAACGCUGGAGAGAUGAGAGUUUGCAGCCUGAUGUCUAUCAGAGCAGAGAGAGGGAGAGAGAUCAUAGAAAGUGGAUCUGGUUUUUGUUAUGCGAGAUAUACUGGCGUGCUUCUCACACAGCCAAGCGUUGGCCUCAGACAUAAGUUACAAUGUUGCUCAAACCAAAUAGGCUCCGGAACAAAACAGUCCAAAGCGGAGAAGAUCCGGCUCAAAUUAAGCACUGAUGACGAGCCUUCAGAUGGUGAUGGUGGGGAGAUUUUUAGUCUUCGGCAACUGUUGCUGUACCACAGCAAGUGAGCGAAUGAGGGGACGUGAACAUUUCCAACUUGCUUUAGUACUGGCUGCGGGAAUGACUAUCUGCUGGCUCGUCUUCUCAUACUGUGCAUCCGUGUCUCUCACCCAGGUGAAUCGCCAGGUUGUGCUGAAUCACAGAUUACAGCGUAAACAAGCCAAACUGAUGGAACCGGUGAGGACUGACGUGCUGACUGUCACCCCGUGGCUGGCUCCUAUAGUCUGGGAAGGGACUUUUGACCCCCAGGUCAUAGACGAGGCCUUUAUGUCCCAAAACCUCACCAUCGCUACCACUGUGUUCGCUGUAGGGAGAUACACUCGUUUUCUCCGGGACUUCUUAGAGUCAGCUGAGAAGCACUUCAUGGUGGGGCUGGACGUGCAUUACUACGUGUUCACCGACGUGCCCGGCGACGUGCCCAACAACGUGACUCUGGGUGUCGGCAGACUGCUCAGCAUUGUGAGGGUGCCGAAGUUCGACCGCUGGCAGGAGAUAUCCCUCCGCCGUAUGGAGCUCAUCCAGACUGCCAUUAAGGAUCGUAUCCACCGGGGGGCGAACUACAUAUUCUGCCUGGACGUAGACAUGAGGUUCCACGGCCGUGUGGGUCCCGAAGCUUUGGGGAGACUGGUGGGCGCCAUCCACCCCUGGUUCUACAUGUACCCCCGGAGCCAGUUCCCCUACGAGCGGAGGACCGUCUCCACAGCCUACAUACCCAUGGACCAGGGAGACUUCUACUACCAGGCCAACAUAUUCGGAGGAGCGUUGGAAGAUGUUCACCGGCUGACCAAGACGUGCAGGGAGCACCUGGAGGUUGAUAAGUCAGUGGGCGUGGAGGCUGUGUGGCAGGAAGAGAGUCACCUGAAUUGGUACCUGUUGAGGAACAAGCCCACCAAGCUCCUGUCACCGGAGUAUGUUUGGGACGACGCUAAAGGACAAGAUGCCAAGGAGAUAAAACUGGUCCGCUUCUCCUCUGUCAUUAAGAACAAGGCAGAGGUCAGGGAGAACCCAUGAGAGGAGAAAAGAAUAAAGUGGAGAGGAUGGAAGGAGGAGAGGAAAGAGGGAAGGAGGAGAGGAAAGAGGGAAGAGGGAAG
Messenger RNA from Oncorhynchus gorbuscha (pink salmon), 1575 nucleotides. Its product is annotated as globoside alpha-1,3-N-acetylgalactosaminyltransferase 1-like. Gene Ontology annotation, cellular component: membrane; Golgi apparatus; vesicle. The coding region runs from base 419 to 1495 and encodes 358 amino acids. Gene Ontology annotation, molecular function: hexosyltransferase activity. The transcript is spliced from 11 exons. The record is from RefSeq and is a predicted model, not a curated record. Gene Ontology annotation, biological process: carbohydrate metabolic process. NCBI's taxonomy places the organism in Eukaryota, Metazoa, Chordata, Actinopteri, Salmoniformes, Salmonidae.